UCCCUCUCGUAUGGGUAGAGGAGGCUGUGUCUGCUUUGCUGUGAUAGGAGUUGCAGACCGAUGGAGUGUAGCGGAGUAGGCGACAGUGUACUACGUGCCAUAAAUCAAGUCUGAAUCGUCUCAACAGAGUCUGAGAAAAAAGGCAUUUUGGUGUCGGCUGUAGAGACUGUUUACCUCUUAUUAUCUUGGGAACAACAGGAUUCCGAUCAGGGAGCUGCGUAAGUUUUACAUCCUUGGUGCUGUGCUUUUGAUGGCGUUCUUGCAGAAGACUGGAGACUACUGCCACGCGCAACAUCCCAGAGCAUAGACUGAUCCAGGGGAGGAUGCCCACUGCUUUGCCUUCUCAGCCUACUACCCUGCACUGAAGGGCUCCCUGCCUCCCAGGACUCUCCACCCCCUUAGAUCUCUCACCGUAAGACCCUCUCUCAGGAACUCUAAUGGGGUGAUUGGCCUAACUAUUCCACUACCUUUCAGUGAAAGCCCCAAGCCCAUGGCUACGCUCUUCCUCAUCUAAACCAACCACAGUGACCCCAGAGGAUCGACCAACCCGAGGGCGGAUCUUUUCAAAGGAGGGAAAGGGCUGAGAAGAGGAUUGAAGAGGAGUUUUCGGAGGAGUUCAGCUCACCAGUUACCGUGGCGUCCGUGGUCCACCAGUUUGUGUCCCCUGUGCGUCCCUGUACGUGUUGCAUUCGCACCCCCAGCUGGGUAACGGUUGUCAACAUGGCCCGUGUGAACCGUCCGGCGCCUGCCGAGGUGUGCUACAAGAACAUGCGGCUACUCAUCACGCACAACCCCACCAACUCCACCCUGAACAGCUUCAUCGAGGACCUUAAGAAGUACGGAGCCACGACGGUGGUGAGAGUGUGUGAGGUCACCUAUGACAAGGCUCCGUUGGAGAAGGACGGCAUCACCGUGGUGGACUGGCAGUUUGACGACGGCGCGCCCCCUCCCUCUAAGGUGGUGGAGGACUGGCUGAGUCUGCUAAGGUCCCGUUUCCUAGAGGAUCCAGGCUGCUGCGUAGCUGUGCACUGUGUGGCUGGACUGGGCAGAGCCCCGGUGCUGGUGGCGUUGGCACUGAUCGAGAGUGGUAUGAAAUAUGAGGACGCCAUCCAGUUUAUCAGACAGAAGCGCCGAGGGGCGAUCAACAGCAAGCAGCUGACCUACCUGGAGAAGUACCGACCCAAACAGAGACUGCGCUACAAAGACCCACACAUCUUCAAGAACAAGUGCUGCAUCAUGUGACCCCCCCGCUCAGCCAAUUAUCUGCCUGCCACCGACUGAUCUGACCCGAAUGGAUACCGACGACGACGGACGAGUCCACAGCCAAUGCACUUUGUGACUGAACUUUUGAGAACUAUUGGAUUUCUAAAUCAUGAACUGAGCUGCUCCACCAAAGGAAGGGUGUGAUGUCUCCCUGGUGCCUAAUGACAGCACUUACUGAGGGGAUCGAUGGAUCCAGCCAAGACCUUCUUGAAUCUGACUUUUUAUCCAAGAGCCAGGCGAAGGUAGCUUGGAAUGGAUGGUGGCAAUAGGACGUUGACUCUCGCCACACUGAACUCCAUCAUAACCAUUGGGUGGUGCCUCGCCGCAAAUGACUUGACUUUGUAAUUGUACCUCCAACACCCCUUGCUACCAAACGGUAGUAGCGCCUCAUCAUGGUCUGAAAGACAGCCAGCUUUAGCUGUAUGAAUAUAAAACCAAUGUGAAUCACGGGAAUUAUUUUUUUUGUGCCUGGUUGCCCUUUUUUUGCCCUGCCUAGAGUAGGUACUGGGCUGCUCUGUUUACUCCUUGUUCCAAUGACCUGAUGAUUACUGUAAUAUAUUUUUGUCAUGUUGCCCCUUUCUAGCUUGAAUAUUCAGUGGGCUUGCAGAUGAGAACAGAGGGGUUGGGAUGGUUAUAGGAAAAGGGUAGGGUGCACUUGGAUGAUGACCAACAGGUUUAUUUGUACUGUACCUCCAUUUUGUAACUGAUGUUAGGCUAGGUAGGACGGUUAUGCACUUACACUGGCACACGGGUGUAUGGGAGGAAGCGGAGUUAAAUUUCCCCUAGACUCUGAUCUUGGGUCAGUUUUGCAGUUUCCCCACUAAUGUUAAGGUUAGGAUUUGGGGAGGGGAAGCUGAUCCUAGAUCUGUACCUAAGGGACAAAAAGCUACAAAGUGCUCUACGGUCAUAUCCUGUACUGAAUACGUGUCCCUCUCUCUACCAUACUCUUUGUUACACGGCAGCUGUGCAUUGAGUCUACUGGCAGGGAGUUAAAUGCUGUUGCUGAAUUCAAGGGUCACAAAACACUUUGGUUUACCCCACCCACCCCCAUUGGCAUAGUUGGUUAGGCCAAGCAGAAUGAAUGCACGUUCAGUGUUUGUUUUCUAGCCCAGUUUCUCUAUCAGGUCAACUCUUGUACAGGUGUAGUCAGUUUACACCUCACCAGACACACAGCCUUGUCUCUGUUCGCCGCAUUGAAGUCGCCUUCCGUCUGCCUUUUGAAGAAACCACCUUCAGCUGUAUAGAAAUAAAGUGUUUGUCAUGGAACUGCUCAUUCCUGGUGCGAUGAGCUGAGUGGGAGUAGUGUGAGACAUUGGAUUAUGUAAGAGGAGCGUGAAAAUAUGACACAGCAGUAGCAGUCAUCCACUUUGUUUUGAUUGACUCACUACUUUAAUUACUCCCCACGAAAUGCUUCCACCUGCUGGACGUAAUGAGUAGCUACAGGGUGUGGACUUAACUUCGAUGGACUCUAUCCAAAAUAUGGUAUAAUUAGCUGUAUUAAUAAACAAUUUUGUUAUCAGAGUA
Messenger RNA from Oncorhynchus gorbuscha (pink salmon), 2787 nucleotides. RefSeq names its product protein tyrosine phosphatase type IVA 3-like. The record is from RefSeq and is a predicted model, not a curated record. Gene Ontology annotation, cellular component: nucleus. Bases 721 to 1242 code for a protein of 173 amino acids. NCBI's taxonomy places the organism in Eukaryota, Metazoa, Chordata, Actinopteri, Salmoniformes, Salmonidae. Gene Ontology annotation, biological process: protein dephosphorylation. Gene Ontology annotation, molecular function: protein tyrosine phosphatase activity. The transcript has 6 exons.